AAUAUUCCAUCUUUAAAACACAAUGCGUACCAUACUGAUUUAAAAGAAUCUUUUCAAAUGAGAUUAGUGUGAUGAUGUGAUGGCCCGGGUUGUGUUUUUGUUUCUUUAAGAGAGCGGUGUAUGUUGACGAUGAUCCCUUGCCUGUUACAUCACGAGCUUGUCAAGAGCUCGUGAGAGGGAGACACCGGCAUAUGACGUCACGAGAAGGGAGGGGGUGUUGUGUGAGAGAGGAGUUAAUUAGAGAUGUUGAAACAAGAGUAACCGCACUGAUGAGAUGCCUAUAACAACACAUGACAGAUGUAUUGACCUAAUACUCGAAAUGCACUGCAUUAGGCCUAUUCAAUAUCUUACAACAGUUUAUAAGAUUAUAUGAUGUUGUAACAGAAAUAUUGGGCGAAACUGUGACAUUACAAGAGAAAUAAUCCAGGUUUGAAAUAGUCUUUUUGAGACAGUGAAUGUAAAGAGUGGUUGUAAAGCUGGCGGGAGGGAAACAGUGUGUGGGUCACUCAGAACACAACUCGCGCCAGAGUCAUCUGAAGAUUUCUCUAAUAAUCCCUCUAGGCACCCUCCUCACUCUCCUUCCCCCGGACUCCCGCUCACUCUCUGCCCGCUCAUCUCGCGUCCUGACCCGGGAAGCGUCUCUAACACUCUCCGCAUCUUCGACCCAAUGAAGGAGCCGGACGCCAUCAAACUCUUCAUCGGGCAGAUCCCGCGCAAUCUGGAGGCGAAGGACCUGAAGCCCAUCUUCGAGCAGUUCGGCAAGAUCUAUGAGCUGACUGUGAUCAAGGACAAGUACACGGGCGUGCACAAAGGAUGUGCUUUUCUGACAUAUUGUGCACGGGAGUCAGCCCUUAAAGCACAAAUUGCUCUUCACGAACAGAAAACCCUGCCAGGAAUGAAUCGGCCCAUUCAGGUGAAGCCCGCAGACAAUGAGGGGAGAGGAGAGGACAGGAAGUUGUUUGUGGGGAUGUUGGGAAAGCAGCAGUCUGAUGAGAAUGUGAGGAAGAUGUUUGAACCAUUCGGCAGCAUUGAUGAGUGUACAGUACUGAGAGGACCUGACGGAACCAGCAAAGGCUGUGCGUUUGUGAAAUUGCAAAGUCAUGAAGAGGCCCAGGCUGCCGUUAACAGUCUGCAUGGGAGUCGUACACUGCCCGGUGCGUCCUCCAGUCUGGUGGUGAAGUUUGCAGACACAGAGAAGGAGAGAGGUCUUCGGCGCAUGCAGCAGGUGGCCUCCCAGCUGGGUGUCUUCAGUCCAAUGACGCUAAACUUUAACACAUACAAUGCCUACGCACAAGCACUGGUUCAGCAGCAGGCAUUGGUGGCACAGUCUGCCUACUUGUCACCCAUUGCAACAGCUGAGGCGGUGCAGAUGCAACAGAUGGCAGCACUCAAUGCGAAUGGCAUUAUAGCCACACCCAUCAUUCCAAUCACACCUUCUUCUGGUGCAAAUGCCUCACCUACUAUUGCAGCAACGCCCGUGUCAGCUCUUCUUCCGCCAACUGGAGUCAACGGCUAUAGUCCUGUGCCGGCAACAGCCAAUGGACAGCCAGCAUCUGAAAUGUACACCAAUGGUGUUCAUCCAUAUCAAGCCCAGAGUCCAGUCGCAGUGUUAGAUCCGCUCCAGCAGGCGUAUGCAGGCGUGCAGCAUUAUACAGCAGCCUACCCGACUGCAUACGGAUUGUUCAGCCAGCCGUUUCCUCAGCAACACACCCUGGUUACCCAGCAACAGCGAGAAGGUCCUGAAGGAUGUAACGUCUUCAUUUAUCAUUUGCCUGAGGAGUUCACUGACUCAGAAAUGUUGCAGGUGUUUCUGCCGUUUGGUAACAUCAUUUCCGCCAAAGUGUUUGUCGACUGGUCCACCAAUCAGAGCAAGUGCUUCGGCUUUGUGAGCUUUGAUAAUCCAGUGAGUGCUCAGAUGGCCAUCCAGGCCAUGAACGGAUUUCAGAUCGGCAUGAAGAGACUCAAAGUGCAACUGAAAAGACCGAAAUAUGCCAACAGACCCUACUGAGAGAGAGAGACAGGAAGGACAUCAUUGAAGCGUUCAUGCAGUAAACAGACCCCAGCUGCACAGGUGGAAUUGAUAGUAUAUCAUGAGAGG
Messenger RNA from Myxocyprinus asiaticus (Chinese sucker), 2098 nucleotides. RefSeq names its product CUGBP Elav-like family member 3. Gene Ontology annotation, biological process: mRNA splice site recognition; regulation of alternative mRNA splicing, via spliceosome. Gene Ontology annotation, cellular component: ribonucleoprotein complex; cytoplasm; nucleus. The record is from RefSeq and is a predicted model, not a curated record. The coding region runs from base 668 to 2008 and encodes 446 amino acids. NCBI's taxonomy places the organism in Eukaryota, Metazoa, Chordata, Actinopteri, Cypriniformes, Catostomidae. Gene Ontology annotation, molecular function: mRNA 3'-UTR binding; poly(U) RNA binding; poly(A) binding. The transcript is spliced from 14 exons.